GACAAAAGGGGAAGAAAACACAAUGAAAGACGAGAAGUGACGAGAAGAAGAAGAACAAAUGAAAAACAUACAUGAAAGUGAUGAAGCAUGAGGAAUACACAUGAAGGAAGUGAAGAAAAGGUUUAAUUUGAGAAGCGACGGAGAAAAAGUAAAGGAUAAACCACUGGAAGACAACAGAAUUGACGCGCAGAACAUGUAGCUAAAAUAAAAAGAUGUCUGUGAGUAAGCUUUAUCAAGGACGAUUACACUAAAGAUGGAUGAAGUAAUGGACGCACUUGAAGCAGAUGAGCUAAGGACAUAUAUGCAGGGUGUAUGGGGGUAACGAACUAAACUUAAGCCGGAAUGACGAUGAAGUAUAAAAAGUUCAUUACCAUCAUGCAGGCGGCCAUUGGCAUCGCGCCUCUGAACAAGAGGGAACUUCUCCCUCCAGGCAGAAAGCUCUGGAGACCAGAAGAGGAGCUGUCCAACUCCGGGCGCCUCCGCACCAGUGUUUCUUCUGAGAAGUUCUACUGGACCAAAGAAGCCCGUUACUGGUACCUGCGCCGCCUCUCCGUACCCAGCAAGCGCACCAUUAAGGAGCCAGAAAUGGAGGAGGUGGUGUGGGAACAAUACACCGUCACCCUCCACCGGGAUCCCAAGAUGGGCUUUGGGAUGGCGGUGUCAGGUGGGCGGGACAACCCUCACGAGGACACGGGGGAGACGUCCAUCAUGGUGUCAGACGUGCUGCCCGGAGGACCAGCAGAGGGACUGCUCUUUGAAAAUGACCGGGUGAUGCUGGUGAAUAAUGUGCGGAUGGAGGGAGUCGAACACUCUUUUGCAGUCAACACUCUCCGAAAAUGUGGCAAAGUGGCCAAAAUUUUGGUGAAACGGCCACGAAAGAUUCCGGUAGGCAUACGGGCACCCUCCCCCGACGACCGGGUGUUCAGCGGCGACUACAACGACGACUACGAUUACGACGACAGACGUAGCGUGUACAGCGCCGGCCCCCCGCCACGCGACGCCAGCCUGGAGCGAAGAGGAGGGGGCUAUGGUGGCGAGAGGGAGGGGCGGCGGGGGGAGCGCGACCACACCCCCGACCGGGCCUAUCGUCGCGACGGCAGCCGUGGGCGCGUCCUGGACCGCGAGCGCAGCCCCGACCCUCGAUACCGCAGCGACCGCACUCUUGACAGAGACAUGGGCCGAGAGCGGGAUCACAGUCCCAACUACGGCGGUGGCGGCGGCUACCGAGAUCACGAGCCCAGUCCCGACCGGCGGUUCCGCAGCGAACGGGCGCUGGAUCGCGACCACAACAGUCCCGAUCGGCGGUACCGCAGCGAACGGACCCUGGACCGAGACCACAGUCCCGACAGGCGGUACCGCAGCGAACGCACCCUAGACCGUGAGCCCAGUCCGGACCGGCGCUAUCGCAGCGAGCACAUGCUGGACCGCUCCCACAGCCCGGCGGGGAGCUACGCGGGCCGUGAGCGGGCGCCGAGUGACAUCAGCGAGCAUCAGCGGCGGGGCCCCCCGGAGCCCAUGAAGAGGAGCGCCAGCCGAGAGCAGCUGGACCACCGGCCGUCCCCGCCCACGAGGCAACGCGGGCCCCAGCCCCCCCUCGACCCCCCGCUCAGCGUCCUGCUGCUCAAGAACAGGCCCAGCGAAGAGUAUGGUCUGCGUCUGGGCAGUCAGCUGUUCAUAAAGGAGAUGAGCAGCACUGGACUGGCCCAUAAGGAAGGACACCUGCAGGAGGGAGACAUCAUACUCAAGAUUAACGGCACGGUGACGGAGAACCUGUCUCUGGGUGACGCGGGCCGCCUGAUCGAGAAGUCUCGCGGCCGUCUGCAGCUGACCGUGCAGAGGGACAGGCAGCAGGUGCUGGUCAGGGUGCCCCCCAUGGAGGACAGCGACUCAGAACUGGAUGAUAUCUCAGAGAUUGAGUCAUAUCGUUCUUACUCACCUCAAGAGGAUCGACGAGCCCACCAAUCAGAUCUCUCUUCUCAUUCGUCCAAUGAGAGGCUUCGGGACAGACCGAGGGAUGACCCGCCAAACCGAUUGGCUAAAAUGGGUGCGAUGGCGACGCCCUUCCGUCCUCCUGAGGAACAGGCUCCGCCCUCCCCAAGGGAAAGGGAGGCGCCAAGAGAGAUGACGCCUGAGCCUCCAGUCCCCGCCUCUCCAAAGGUCAAAGCUCCCCCAAAGGUCAAGUCCUCGUCCAGGCCUCCCAAACCCCCACUCAAGCCCAGCCCAGAGGACCUGGACAUCUAUGGACCCAACACGGUGAUGGUGCGUUUCCAGAAGUCUGACAGCGUGGGUCUUCGUCUGGCGGGGGGUAAUGACGUGGGCAUCUUCAUAGCGGAGGUGUCUGAGGACAGCCCUGCUGAGGCAGAGGGCCUACGCACAGGAGACCAGAUCAUGAAGGUGAAUAAUGUGGACUUCCGUGGGAUGGUGAGGGAGGAUGCAGUGCUGAUGCUCCUGGAGAUCCCCAAGGGAGAGGACGUCACCAUCCUCUCUCAGAGCAAACCAGAUGUGUACCAAGACAUCCUGGAUUCGGGGCGAGGGGACAACUUCUUCGUGCGUACCCACUUCGAGUGUGAGAAGGAGGGUCCCCAGAGCCUGGCGUUCGGCCGCGGGGAGGUCUUCAAGAUCGUGGACACGCUGUACGACGGCAAACUGGGCCACUGGCUGGCCAUCCGCACAGACAAGGACAACCAGUUCCUGGAGAAGGGCACCGUCCCCAACAAGAGCAGGGCGGACCAGAUGGCGAAUGUGCAGCAGGCGCAGCGCGUGGCGGGGGGCGACCGGGGCGACUUCUGGAGGCUGAGGGGCCAGCGGGCGGCCAAGAAGAAGGACCUGAGGAAGAGCAGAGAGGACCUGAGCGCCCCCACCACCAUCACCACACGCUUCCCCGCAUACGAGAGGGUGGUGCUGAGAGAAGCUGGAUUCAAGAGGCCAGUCGUGUUGUUUGGACCCAUAGUCGAUUCAGCCACCGAAAAACUUGUGAAAGAGUUCCCUGAUGAGUUUAUCAUGGCCAAAACGGAGCCAAGAGACGCAGGUUCAGAUGUGGGAUCGGGGGUGGUGCGCCUCAACACCAUUCGACAGAUCAUAGAACAAGACAGGCAUGCUCUGCUGGACGUGACCCCCAAGGCGGUGGACACGCUGAACUACACCCAGUGGUACCCCAUCGUCAUCUUCCUGAACCCCGACAGCAAGCAGGGCCUGAAGAGCAUGAGGAAACGCCUCAUGCCCGCCUCCAACCGCAGCGCGCGCAAGCUCUACGAACAGGCCAUCAAGCUACGCAAAACCUGUGGCUACCUCUUCACAGACACCAUAGACUUGAACUCGUCCCAUGACGCCUGGUACGGCAGCCUGAAGGAGUCAAUACGGGCGCAGCAAGACAGGGCAGUCUGGGUGUGUGAGGGCAAGCUGGAGGGUGCUGACGAGGACCUGGAUCUCCAGGAGGACUGCAUGUCCUACCUGUCGGCUGCAGACUACCUGAGCCUGGACAGCCGCCUCACCGACUACGACGACACGGCCGACGAGGGCGGGGCCUACACCGACAACGAGCUGGACGAGCCAACCGAGGAGCCCCAGGUGUCCGGCAUCAGCCGCUCCUCGGAGACCGUCCAAUCAGGGGAGAGAGGCCGUCCUCAGCCCCCCAUGCGCAGGUCUGGCAGUCGCGAGGUGCUUCGAGAGCCCAGCCCUCCCCCUUCCUUCGUACCUGAACCUCCUCGGGUGCGUCUGCAGUCGCGUGGUGACUCUCGUGACUCUCCCUCCAGCAGCACCAUCAGCAGUGACGGGGGCGGCGGUGGAGGCGGCGGCGGGGGCGGGGGCUCCUACUCCUCCUCCUCCUCCUCGGCACCCAGGCAGCCCCUCCCGCCGCCAGUGGCCCUCAAGCCGGUGACGUUGCGGCCGGUUCCCCAGGAGGGCCCCAGGCCAGAGGGGGACGCCGGCCCCGACCCGGCCAGCCGCUCCUUCAUGGGCAAGGUGAAGGCCUUCGAGCAGAUGGAGCACCAGGCGCGCGUCAAACGCAUGCAGGAGCUGCAGGAGGCCGAGAACGCCAGGAUUGAGAUCACUCAGAAGCACCCGGACAUCUACGCUAUGCCGGUCAAACCAAAGCCCAACCAAAACCGUCCCCAACCCAUCGGGUCUAGUGGUAACUCUGAUCAGCAGUUUUCUCGUGGACACAGCCGCGAUGACGAUGAGGAAGAGUAUCGGAGGCAGCUGGCUGACCAAUCACGGCGGGGAGGAGGAGGAGGAGGAGUAGGAGGAUACUACAGCCAGCAGAAGUACAAUGACACAGAGCUCUAAGAGACUUCAGUACCCAGCAUUCCACGGGGCAAUCCCUCCAAUCUCCAAGCUGAGAUUGUUUUUUAACAUGACACUUCAGAGCUGCCAAAGCUCAGUGUAAAUAAAUAGACUCCGCCUCCAGCUGCAAGGGGGUUCCGAUAAUGUGUAUCCCUCUGAACCGUUUCUCUUCUGCUGGUGUGGCCAUGACAACCCUUCCAAGGGGACUUGACAAAUGGGACUGCUUUCUGUGUGUGAGACAUGUAUACGCACAUCAGUGCAUCAGCUUGCCCAAGUGCCUAAGACGGUUUUCCAGAAUGACAUGACCCUCUCUCAUACACACAUGCAAACAUUAUAUAUCCUAAAAACAUGUGCGCUUAAGCUGGAUAUUGGAGUUGACUGUUAAUUAAGUUGAUAUUUAGUGUUCCAUACAUACAACCUCUGAGUUCAGUGUACGUUUAUGCACAUGUCUACGUGUAUGUGCACCCCUAUACAUGUUUAUUAUAUGUCUUUACAUUUUCAUGGUACCAUAAUUAAAAAGGUCACCCACUCUCAGAGGUGUCGAAAGUAAAAGUAAAUUCAUGGUGUUAGUACAACACUAGCGUAUGAUAUUACAUAGCUGUUACACCAUUUACUCCAUUGUACCUAAUGAGUAGAGCUGGGUAUCGAUUCAAAUUUCAAGACAGCUCUACUAAUGAGGUACAUAGACUGUGUUGUUACUGACUGACAAACACCAAAAAUCUAUCAAACCCACAAUCUUGAUCCAACCAGUGCAGUCAGCUGAUCAAAAGACAAGGACACAGGUAUUUUUUUUACUUUUUACUCAAAUAAGUUAUCUGUGUUGGAAGUUGGAACGAAACUGUGUUUUGUUUUUUUGUUUUUACUUUCACUUUUCCUUUCAGCACCUCUGGGGUGAAUUUCUCAAAACCAAAGUUGCUAACUACUGGAGAUACUUUGCUGUUUUCAAUGCAUUUUCCCAUUGGCAACUACCGAAGUUGCUAACAGGCUAACAACUUCUCUUUUGAGAAACUCACCCCUGCCCACUUCUCGCCCUGUGAGAAUUCCUAUUUCCUGCUCUAUCCAGUUAUUCAUGACCGACAGAUGUAGAGCUAACUUUUUAGGAUCAUCAGGAGGAGUUUUGGCUUUUACAAUAAAAAAGACUUGAUGAAAUAAAUAAAUAAAUAAAUAAAGUAUAAA
This is a messenger RNA of Engraulis encrasicolus (European anchovy), 5457 nucleotides long. RefSeq names its product tight junction protein 2a (zona occludens 2) (gene tjp2a). The coding region runs from base 343 to 4284 and encodes 1313 amino acids. Gene Ontology annotation, cellular component: plasma membrane; bicellular tight junction. Lineage: Eukaryota; Metazoa; Chordata; Actinopteri; Clupeiformes; Engraulidae. The record is from RefSeq and is a predicted model, not a curated record. The transcript is spliced from 24 exons. Gene Ontology annotation, biological process: cell-cell junction organization; establishment of endothelial intestinal barrier; cell-cell adhesion. Gene Ontology annotation, molecular function: cell adhesion molecule binding.